Molecule: messenger RNA, 783 nt
Organism: Microthlaspi erraticum
Lineage: Eukaryota; Viridiplantae; Streptophyta; Magnoliopsida; Brassicales; Brassicaceae
Source: the annotation of a GenBank genome assembly
AUGAAGGGAUUUGCGAGAAGAGGAGCCGAGCUCGAUCGAGCUGAGGAUCGAGCUGAGUCUCAAGCUGAGGAUCAGAUCCAGGAAGUGCGGAUUUGGGUGAGCCUGAGUGCUAUUACUUUGAGGAGUUCAACAAGUGGCAAGGGAAAGCCAUGGAAAGAUGCAAAAGUCCAUGGACAAGAUGGUGAGCAAGAUCAAGAGUUUGGAGAAGAAAGUUUCUGGUUCUUCAAGCAAGAAGAAGUCCAAGGCCCCACUUUCCCUAGGAGUAGAUCACUCCUCACCACUCAAAGGAGGCUCCCUGCCCAAGAGCCUCACAGAGCCUCUUCUUUCGAGCCAAGGGAAGGAGAAGACAACUCCCAGCAGAGAAGGAGGAAGACUCCAAGGCCAGACGCUCCAGCUCGACCACCGGACUCGAUCGAGUCCAAACAGAGGAAACUCAACUCGAUCGAGCUGAGGGUCGAGUUGACCUGGAGGAGCCCCUGUUUGAGAACCCCGGAUUCGAGUACGAUCCACCCGUACCAGGACUUCUCUCAGACCGCUGGACUCCCUACAACCGCUUCGAGCGAGCACAAGCUCCACCAAGGCCAAGGAAGCCACACCCACUUUGAAGAUGAAGAAGAAGAGGAAGAAGAGGAGCCACAAGCUCGAUCGAGUGAGCCGAACCCAGUUGAGUGGAGUGCUCCUGAUGGCCGUCUACCCAUCUCCAGACCACGACCUAGCCUCCCAGUUCUUUGGGGGGCACUGAGGGUGAGAUUGAUUGAGCAGCAAGAACCAUGUUUAUCUUGA